This is a messenger RNA of Aphidius gifuensis, 2964 nucleotides long. RefSeq names its product nose resistant to fluoxetine protein 6-like. NCBI's taxonomy places the organism in Eukaryota, Metazoa, Arthropoda, Insecta, Hymenoptera, Braconidae. Bases 697 to 2841 code for a protein of 714 amino acids. The transcript is spliced from 10 exons. Gene Ontology annotation, molecular function: acyltransferase activity, transferring groups other than amino-acyl groups. The record is from RefSeq and is a predicted model, not a curated record.
CAGAUUGUAGACAUCAAAGAAAUUCAAAAAUUUGCGGAAUUCCCUCAAGGCCUUGGACUCCUUUCAAUUAAUCACAACGCUGAAUAAAAAAAAUAAGAAAAGCUCAAUCGUCCACAUGCUCGGUUACCUCCAUUGACUAAUUCAGUGUCUUGUCGACUGGCAUCAACACACCAUCGUCAUAAUCAUCAUUUAAUUCAAAGUCAGUGUGUCAAUAUAAAAAUUGCUGACAUGUCACAACAACCAACAUAAAUACUGUCAAGCUAAUUAAUCGAAUAAUAGUGACACACAAAAACACCUUGUGUAAUUUUUUUAUUUUUUUAUUUUAUUUUUCUUUGUUUUCAUUUUUAUAUUAUUAUUAUAAUUUGACACAAUGAAAACCAGAUUGUAUUUAACAAUGUUUUAUUUUCAUUAUUCAGUGUUGAAUGCUGAACAAGUUAGUAGUAUAUUUUGAUUGUGAAAAAAAAAUCUGUGUGUUUUUCCAUAGACUGGUUUUUGCAGUAUAAAAAAUUUAAAUAAUAAAAAAGAGACCUUCCAAAAAAUUUCCACAGGGUUGAGUUUGUUGUUCUCGUACAGUGACUUGUUUACCAUGCUGAUAUUGAUCUAUCAAGCAACUGCCAGUGAAUAGUUAAUCAUUUUAUUUAAUAAUAUUAAUUGUUGUAUUUUAUAUUUGCUAAAAAAAAAAGAGGAAGAGACAUCAUGAUGAUGUGGCAAGUGUUGUUUAUAUUUUUAAUAAGUGAACAAGUGUUUUGUAAAAAUAUUAGUGAAUCUAAUAAUGAAAAUAAUAUUAAAAAUUCAAAGACAUCAAUGAUGAAAACAAUGGAAUAUGAAAUUAAUGAUGAUCUUGGUCUUCCAAUGUUACAAAGAGACAUGACAUUGUUAUCAAUAAUUAUCGAUACAAUUAAAAAUGAAAAUUGUAAAAAUCAUGCAAUUAUGAUACUUCAAGAGACUCAAAAUUUAACAAAUUGGGCUGUUAAAUUUUAUGAUUCAUCUGGUAAAUUUCCAGAAGGAUUAUUGAGUGGUUCAACAUAUCAAUUUGGUAAUUUUGAUGAAUGCAUUGGCAUUGGUAGUGACAAUAAUUUACCAGGUGAUAUUAAAGGUAAAUAUUGUCUUGGAAAUAUUAAAAUUCAAGUGCCACAAAUAUAUUUAAAUAAAAAAUCAUCAAUAUGGCAAAAUUUUCGUAAUCGAUCAAAACGAUAUGACGAAUCAAUAAGUGAAUUAAAUUGGGGUAUAUGUGUACCAGCUUCUUGUCAAUCAGAAGAUAUACAAGAUAUUAUCGAACGAAUUAUUGGCUUUACAUUUAGCAGUUCGAAACUCAAAUUAACACCAAUUAUUGAUAAACAAAAAUGUUAUACAAAUGAACAACAACAACAGCAACAAUAUGACAGUAUUGAUUUUAUUUAUUUGUUAGUAAUCAUGACAAUUGUUUCAUUGAUUAUAAUUGGAACAAUUUUUGAUGUUAUAUAUUCAAAUAAUAAUCAUGAUAAAUCACCGAGUAUUGGAUUACAAGUUAUGAAUGCAUUUUCUUUUGUAUCAAAUUUAAAAAGGCUAUGUAGUCCAGCUAAUGAUGAUGGUCUUGGUUUGGAUUGUAUAUCAGGAAUUAAAUUUAUUGCAAUGGCAUUCAUUGUUGCUGGUCAUUGUCUUGUAUUUAUCAUUGGUGGUCCAAUUUUAAAUCAAAAUUUUUGGACAAAAGCAAUAACAAAAUAUGAAAAUUCAAUAUUUUUAAAUAAUCCAUUAUUAGUUGAUACAUUUUUACUAUUAAGUGGAUUUUUAUUUUCAAGAAUUUUAUUAAAAGAACUUGAUAAACGACGUUCUGUUAAUUUUUUAUAUUUAUAUAUAUUUCGAUACAUAAGAUUGACACCAGCUUAUUUUGUAAUUGUUGGUCUUUAUGUAACUUGGCUGCCAAGAUUGGACUCUGGUCCUCUUUGGUAUCGAAUGAUUGAGGAAAAACAAAGAUGCCAAUCAUCUUGGUGGACAAAUAUUCUUUACAUAAAUAAUUAUGUAAACACAGAUCAGCUGUGUAUGUUUCAAUCUUGGUAUUUAUCAGUUGAUACACAAUUAUUUAUCCUAGCACCAGUGAUUAUUUAUCCACUAUGGAAAUGGCGAAAACUUGGUGAAUACAUACUUGGAUUUGCAACAAUUAUUGCAGUAACUGUACCUUUUUUGGUGACGCUGGUUAAACAACUUGAUCCAACUUUAAUGAUUUACAUUGAUGAAAUUAAAGACAUUUCAACGAAUAAAUAUUAUAAAGAAACUUAUAUUAAAACUCACAUGAGAGCUGGAGCAUAUUGCUUUGGAUUAAUUUAUGGAUAUUUGUUGUAUAGAAUUCAAUCUGCUGAGUAUAAAUUGACAAAGAAUUGCGUGAGAGUUGGAUGGAUCAUGGCUAUACUUUCACUCGUAAUAUCCAUGUUCUCAAUAGGAAUUUUUUAUGGACCAAGAAAAAAUUUUACAUCAGUUGAAGCUGCUGUAUACUCAUCUCUACAUCGGGCACUUUGGAGUUUUGGUACUGGAUGGAUCCUUCUUGCUUGUAUAACAAAUAACUCUGGACCAUUAAGAAAUUUUUUAAGAUGGAGACCUUUUGUAGCACUUAGCCGUCUAACUUAUUCAGCUUAUUUGGUUAAUGGUUUAGUUGAAUUGCACAGUAUUUCAACAAUGAGAACUUCAAGUCAUCUCGAUAAUUAUAGCUUGUUUGCCAAAGUUAUGUCUCACUUGGUUAUUACGUUUCUUGGUGCUGUUGUACUAUCAACAUUUUUUGAAGCUCCAAUUCUCGGUCUAGAAAGAAUAUUUCUUCGACCUGCAAUGAAAAAAGCCAACGUCUCGACAAGUCAAACGACAGACGCAUAAAUAUCAACAACUCAAAGAUAUAAAGGUCAUGGAAUUUAUGACAAACCUGAUGAAUCUGGCGAUAAAACGGCUGAAGUAUCUUCGAUUUUCGGUGGAUUUACCAUGAUUGAAUGCUGUUAAAAC